Molecule: messenger RNA, 1122 nt
Organism: Aethalodelphis obliquidens (Pacific white-sided dolphin)
Lineage: Eukaryota; Metazoa; Chordata; Mammalia; Artiodactyla; Delphinidae
Gene: JAM3
Product: junctional adhesion molecule 3
Exons: 9
Coding region: 24-929 (301 amino acids)
Biological process (GO): cell migration; cell-cell adhesion
Cellular component (GO): cell-cell contact zone; plasma membrane; protein complex involved in cell adhesion
Molecular function (GO): protein homodimerization activity; cell-cell adhesion mediator activity; integrin binding
Source: RefSeq, a predicted model, not a curated record
UCGGCCCCUCAGCUGCUCUCGACAUGGCGCUGAGGCGGCGGCCCGCGCUCGCCCUGCUGCUGCUCCUGCGGGGCUGCUUGAUAGGGGCUGUGAAUCUCAAAUCCAGCAACCGAAACCCAGUGGUACAGGAAUUUGAAAGUGUGGAACUAUCUUGUAUCAUUACGGAUUCACAGACAAAUGACCCCAGGAUUGAGUGGAAGAAAAUCCAAGAUGAACAAACCACAUAUGUGUUUUUUGACAACAAAAUUCAGGGAGACCUGGCCGGCCGUGCAGAACUGCUGGGGAAAACUUCUCUGAAGAUCUGGAACGUGACCCGGACGGACUCAGCCCUUUACCGCUGUGAGGUGGUUGCUCGGCACGACCGCAAGGAGAUUGAUGAGAUUGUCAUCGAGUUAACUGUGCAAGUGAAGCCGGUGCCCCCAGUGUGCAGGGUGCCAAGGGCUGUGCCUGUGGGCAAGGCGGCCACGCUGACCUGCCAGGAGGGCGAGGGCUACCCCCGGCCGCAUUACAGCUGGUACCGCAACGACGUGCCACUGCCCACAGAUUCCAGGGCCAACCCCCGGUUCCGAAACUCCUCUUUCCUCUUCAACCCUGACACGGGCACCCUGGUGUUCAGCGCCAUCCACAAGGAGGACUCGGGCCAGUACUACUGCAUCGCCUCCAACGAUGCGGGCUCAGCCCGCUGCGAGGAGCAGGACAUGGAAGUGUAUGACCUCAACAUCGGCGGGAUUAUUGGGGGAGUCCUGGUUGUCCUGACUGUACUGGCCCUGAUCACAGUGGGCAUCUGCUGUGCCUACAGACGUGGCUACUUCAUCAACAAUAAGCAGAACGGGGAAAGCUACAAGAACCCAGGGAAGCCGGAUGGAGUUAACUACAUCAGGACAGACGAUGAGGGCGACUUCAGACACAAGUCCUCGUUCGUGAUCUAGACGGCAGCACGGCCGCACGCACACGUGGAUACCUCCACGGGGGACCCUGCUGGGAGCAGCCCUGCGAGGGGAGCCAGACGGGGCUGGACACGCGCACGAAAGCUUUUUGUUUUGGCCAAAGUUGACCGCUACUCCUUUCUUACUUUUUAACAAGCCACACGAAUAAAAGAGUUUUCCUCAAGAUGGGCACAGU